CACACACACACACUUGCUUUCACUUUGCUUCGUCUGGCUCUGUGCGCUGAACGUUCUGAGGGACUAUUCUGGUUUAAUCUUAAACUCUGAUGCAUCUGUUUACCUGAAACUGGAAUUUGGACUGAGAUCAAAGAGAUGGAAGUGUGGCUACUUUACAGCUUUGCCUUCUUCAUUGCUCCUUUUGUCUGCGGUUUCAAUCUGGAUACGGAAAAUCCCAGAAUAUUCCCGUCUCCUCAGGAUGGCUCAGCAUUUGGCCACCGAGUUUGUCCCUUUGGGUCUAAGCCAGGCGACAGUGUGCUAGUGACGGACCCUCUCUACGGUAAUGGGACCGGUGGGGUGUUCAGGUGUUUCUAUGGCGAUGGCCGGUGUGAGGCUGUCCAUGUGGACGUCCAUCAAGGCUCUGCGUUCGGCCUCUCUCUCAGCUGCAGUGACCAACGGGCAGUGGUGUGUGGUCCUCAUUUGGUGCAGAAGUGUGAGGGGUUUAACUAUCUGAAUGGGAUUUGUGCCGAGUUUAAUCCUGACAUCAGUCUGUCUCAAACAGUCAGACCUUCUUUCCAGGAAUGUCAUGUGAUCCUGCCGAUGGACGCUGUGAUCCUGUUUGACGACUCAUUAAGUAUUACAAACGAAGAUUUCAAAAGAAUGAUUCAGUUCAUUAAGGACAUAAUUAAGGCUUUUAUUGAAGAUGAUCGAGCGCAGGUGGGCGUGGCUAAGUUCUCCACACACGUUUCUGCAGUCUUCAACUUUGAGAAUUACGCGUUAAAACGAAACGUAGAUGAACUAAUGAAAGACGUUUCACACUCUAAAGGACAGACAUACACUACCUCCGCCAUCCGCUAUGUACUAAACAGUAUGUUUCAGGAAAGUGUGGGGAUGAGGAACAAAUCUCAGAAGUUGCUGGUUGUGAUCACUGAUGGAAAAUCCAACGACAAAGACCCGCUGGACACUGUAAUCUCUCAGGCCAAGAAGCGAGGAAUCACCAGAUUCGCCAUCGGGGUAGGCCAUCAGUACUCUCGUGAUGAGCUGGAGGAGAUAGCUUCAUCUAAUGACUUUGUGUUUACAACAGCAAGCUUUAGUGCUCUCGCCAACAUCCUCAAAGAACUGACGCAGAAGAUUUUCGCUAUUGAAGGUGCGGAUGUGGGGAAGUCUUUCCAGCUGGAGCUGUCACAGGGAGGAUUCAGCGUCGCUCUGUCUGGGGAGGUAAGUGUGUUCGGAGCGGUCGGAGCAUUUUCCUGGUCCGGUGGUUUGGAGAAGCGCCUCCAUCUGAACGCCUCCUUCAUCAAUGCCUCAAAACUACAGGAGGACAUGACGAACUCUUACCUGGGUUACUCGGUUACCGUGGCGACAGUGGAGGGCAGCGUUGUUUACUUUGCUGGAGCUCCCAGACACAAACACAUAGGCAUGGUGUUGGGUUUCAGCCGUAACCAAGACAACGACACCUGGAUGGUCACUCACAGAGCUGACGGGUCUCAGUUAGGGUCGUAUUUUGGAGCCGAGCUGUGUGUGUUAGAUGGCUUGUUAGCGGUUGGUGCUCCGCUUUUCUAUGCUGCUGGAGUCGGGGGGGAGGUCACCAUAUACUCACUCAGCACUGCGGCUCUGAACAGGUCAGGUGUGCUGCGCGGAGCACCAGGCGGCUCUUUCGGGCGCUUCGGUUCGGCCCUGGCAGCCCUUCAGGACCUGAAUGGAGAUGGUCUGUGGGAGCUUGGGGUGGGCGCUCCGCAUGAGGAGGGGGGCAAGGGGGCAGUUUACAUCUUUCUGAGCCAACCAGGGGGCAUCAGGACGAAACACAGCCAGAGAGUGCGUGGGGCUGCUGUGGGUGCAGGUUUGAAGUAUUUUGGAGUUUCUCUUCACUCUGCAGUAGAUCUGAGUUCAGAUGGUCUGCCUGAUAUAGUGGUGGGAUCCAAAGGGGCUGCUUCAGUGGUGAGGACACAACCGGUCAUCUGUGCUAAUGUGUCCAUUACUCUGGAUCCACCAAUCAUAUCGCAGAACUACUUCCACUGCUCUGCCCCCCACGGGCUCAACACGCCUAUCGCCAAUGCAGUCGUGUGUGUCAACAUAACCAAGGUUUCCGUGGGAACCAUACGUGCUCCUCUCAGUGCUAAUGUGUCUAUAAAUCUGGAGCUGGACCCUGGUCCCUGGCCCCGCCUACUCCUCUCCCCCAAAUCCAGCACCUCCAUCUGGAGCUCCAGAGUCAGCAGUGUCUGCAGCACCCACUCCAUCACUAUACCGAGGUGCAUAUCAGAUUACCGUGAAGUUCCGCUGUCUAUAAAGCUGACGGUUGUGGGAGACGCUGUGGAAGGAACAGCAGGCCUGAAACCCGUCCAACACCCUGACUGUACACACACUUUCAAACCCAUGGUCUUACUGGAGAAAGUGUGUGGAGAGGAUCAUGUCUGCAGGUCUGAUCUGAACGUGUCUCUCGGAUUCAGCCGGAAUAUGGUGGUGAACAUUCAGGACUUCCCUAUGAAUCUCUCAGUGGUGGUGAUUAACAACGGAGAGGACGCAACAGACACGGAGCUUCUCUUUCAUCAUCCCUCCAUCUUCUCCUUCACCCGGGUCACAGUGCUGGAGUCCAGUGGCCAUGCGUGGUGUGUGUCUAAUGAAACAGGGCUAAUGAACGUCACUCAAACUACCUGCAAGCUCGGCGUCGCCGUCUUCAGACAGAAAGCCAAGGCCGUGUUGAACCUGACCUUCCGAGUGUCCGACCCGUCAGCUCUGGGUGACCAACUGACCGUGAACGCAUCUGUCAUGAGUAAAAACGAAAAUAAUGGGAGUCUCCAUGACAACGCCGCCACCGUGUCCGUGCCGGUUAAACAACUCGUGAACUUUCAGCUGGAAAAUGAUGGAUCCACACAGUAUAUCAGAUACGAUCAGAGCUCCUUAAUCAAUCACACGUUUAAGCUGGUGAAUCUGGGCGAGUUGUCCAUCCCCGUCUCUGUGCAGUUCGUGUUGCCGUUGGAGAUGAGCUCAGGGUUUUUAUGGGAUGUUUCUCCUCCUGCUUUUAACGGUUCUGGAGUGAAGUGUAACAUUCCGGACACGCCCAGGAACAACCGGUCACUCCACACGCAGUACUGUAACGGCUCCAGCUGCCGACUGUUUAACUGCAGCGUCCAGCUGUUAUCCAGCAACCAGCCAAUCAGCUUCCAGUUCAGAGGUCAUAUAAAGAGUCAGACGAAGGUGAGUGGAGUGCAGGUAUCUGUAGUGAGCUGGGGAUUUGUGUCGUUUGAUGAACAUCGUUACACUCAGUUUCUCAAUGAAGAAGCUCUGCAGCACUCGAUAGUGACGGAGGUGGAGUCUCCAUCACAGGCUCAGACGGUUCUGAUUGCCUGUCUGUCCAUCUUCUUUGGGUUAUUAGUGAUGGCCGUAAUCUUCUACCUGCUGUACAGGGUUGGGUUCCUCAAGUCUAAGUCUCAAAUUCCUGAUCAGCAGGGGGCAGAGACAGCGGCGCCUUCCGGUGGUGAAGGCGGUAACACACCAGCCGACUGCCCCACGACUGAGACUGUAGCGGACGAGGAAGCUCAGGAAGCAGCAGCACCAUCUCCUCAAACAGCAGAGGGCAACCAGGACGCUGGACACAACUCAUCGAACACGAGUGCCCUUUAGUCCAGCGCACACUGAGUUUCUAAUGUACAGCUAUAGGAUAUUUGGAGUAUAGAGUUUGAUAUAAUCACCAACAACAGGUUGGUGGUCGUGGACCGUUUAGCAGAUAACUUUCAUACUAAUGAACACAGUUGAAAAAAACCUUCUGGUUUCCUGAAUUCAUACGUAAUUUCUGGCAUAUUUUGACAUUUUUAUCUUAAAAUAAUGACCUGUUUUCUCAGAAAUUGAGAGUUUGAGUUAUUAAUUCAGUUCCAGCAGAUAUGCACUGAAGAUAAAUACUGCUUUAUUUGCCUUUUCAGUUUUUGCUCUAAACAGGUUAUUAAGGAAAAUGAUACUGAUAAAGUGAAUCUGUUCAAAAGAAACAAACUGACAGUAAAUAAACACAGUUUAGAUAAAUAAACGUAGUAAAAUGGUCACAGACAGCAGAGAGCAGCUGGUCAGCACACUGAGCUUCAUUACUGUGAAUCAGUGUGAACACCGGCGUUGACAAAUCAACGGUCAGCCUUCAGCUGGUCAGUGGCAGGCGAGGGGAAGUGAGAGCAGGCAGACAGGAAGCUUGAAGUCAUUGUGUGGUCUUCCAAACUGCACUUUUAAAAGCGUGAAGGCCAGAAAUGUCCAGCGCUCCGACAGCGUCUGUCUUUAUUAACCAACAUCACAUUAGACUCAAAUGAUCAGCAUUAAACACAUUUAUCACAUUUUAGUUUAAACUCCAGCUGAGCAGAAACGCUGACCAGGCUGACCUGAAGAGUCUCAGAAAAGCAGGUUCUACAAGUCUCACUGUCCAUUAAACAAAAUAACGUUAGUGGACUUGGCCUGUAAGAUCCACCCAGUUCACAGUGAGGCUCACUCUUUAAAAACAUGGUUCUUUACGGAGCUUUCGGUAAAGAAAAAGGUUCUGUACAGAACCAUGAACACUCCAAGAACCCUAUGCAUGAUUAUCUGGUUUUUGCAUCACGAAGGUUUUCUUUAGACUAAUGGAGAAUGUGCUGUAGAUGGUUCUGUAUAGAACCUUUUUAAAAAGGGUUCUAUCUAGCACCAAGAAGGAUUAGGAAGUCUUUUAUAGAACCAUAUACAACAUCCAUCUGAAGGACCAUUUCAGCAAACAGAGAACCAUUUAAGUAUAAAUUUCUGACCAAUGGUUCUUUCAGUCUUCAUGCUGCUGUAUAGAACCACUCCCUUUACUGAAGAACCUUUGAAGAACCUUCUUUUUUAAGAGUGUAUGCUGUCAGUUCAGUCAUGUUUUCAGGUUCUAUCAGACCUGCAGCGGAGAGGUUCUUGGGACCUUGAUGCUCCACAGAGCUGAACAGAGGUUGGACUCUGGUGUCUCUUGUAGAAACUGUGAUAUUGUAGAUUAAAGACCAGGAUUAAGUGACCCUUGUUGGUCCCACAGUGGGGAAAUCUCACCUCUACAUUUAACCCAUCAGUGCAGUGAAACACCACAUACACACAAGUGAACACACACGCUUGCCCGGAGCGGUGGGCAGCCCUAUCCACGGCGCCCGAGGAGCAGUGGGGGGUUAGGUGUCUUGCUCAAGGGCACCUCAGUCAUGUGCUGUCGGCUCUGGGGUUUGAACAGGGCUGGCUCCCUGACCUCCGGCCCACGACUGCCUCACUAUUUUCACCGUUGAUCUGCUGAUCAGAUGAGUCUGUUCUGACCCGCGCAAGAGAAAACAGGCACUGUGUUCAUUUUCAUUAGUAUUAAAAUUAUUUAAAGUUGUUGGA
Messenger RNA from Pygocentrus nattereri (red-bellied piranha), 5319 nucleotides. RefSeq names its product integrin alpha-X-like. The transcript is spliced from 30 exons. Gene Ontology annotation, molecular function: integrin binding. The record is from RefSeq and is a predicted model, not a curated record. Gene Ontology annotation, cellular component: integrin complex; external side of plasma membrane. The coding region runs from base 136 to 3600 and encodes 1154 amino acids. Lineage: Eukaryota; Metazoa; Chordata; Actinopteri; Characiformes; Serrasalmidae. Gene Ontology annotation, biological process: cell adhesion mediated by integrin; integrin-mediated signaling pathway; cell-cell adhesion.